CGAUACCAGUCCCGGUGUGACACAAGGGUGCCCGCGAUACCGAGCUAGGCGCUCCCGAGCCGCGCGCCGGGUGACGCAGUGCGAAGUGUCCUCGCUCGUCGUAUACAUCCUCGUUAUCGUCGUCAUAAAAUGACAGCCACGAUGGGUCAUCGCGGGAUUAUACAUUCGCUGAUUUGGUGUUUGCUGUCGUUCCCGGCGUCCUUCGCCGAGAGGCUGUCCCCAGAUCAGAAGGCACCGCUGUUCGCGCGCGGCUCCGGCGGCCUGAUCCUGAAGCCGCCCUUCGAGGGCGAGCAGAGGGCGGCCGCGGGUCCGCCGACCUCCGCGAAUGUCGUCAGCGAAGACGGCGUCCAGAGGGAGGAGAUCGCCACCCUGAAGCUCGUGGACGGCGAGCUGGUCCGAGUGGUAGAGGGAUCCUAUUCUUACAAGAGUCCCGAAGGAAUCCCCGUUUCCGUUCACUACGUCGCGGACGAGAACGGGUAUCGGGCUGGAUUCAGAAUAGGAGCUGCCGCGACCGGCGAAACGAAGGGGUCUCUCAUCAGACCCCCAGGACCCUCCAUCGGCCCCUCGGGACGCCAAAUCGAAUCCCACGUCGGACCCCCGGGACCAGGAAGUACAUAUCUGCCAUCGAAGCCGGACGUCGAUCGGAGUUAUCUGCCGCCUCAAUGAUCUCGAAGGCUGGCGUGAACACGCUUUCCGUUUUGUCAGCACUGUGAUCGGUGGAUCAAGAGAGGCUAACGAUUUUCUCUGUAUAGAAAUGUCGAGGCACAAGUAGCUUGAAUUAAUUAAAGAAAAAAAAUUAAUUCAAGCUGACUUAAUUAAAGAAAACGGGA
This is a messenger RNA of Temnothorax curvispinosus, 830 nucleotides long. RefSeq lists its product as uncharacterized. The record is from RefSeq and is a predicted model, not a curated record. NCBI's taxonomy places the organism in Eukaryota, Metazoa, Arthropoda, Insecta, Hymenoptera, Formicidae. The coding region runs from base 130 to 666 and encodes 178 amino acids. The transcript has 3 exons.